AUGCUUCUUGUGUCUUCUAGAAAGAAAAGGAAAUUAGGGAGCUUCACCUUUUCGAUGCCACAAUUGCCUUUUGUGAUGUUAAAUCUUGUUGUUAAUUUCAAGACUACGCCUAGGAUUUUUACAACCUCCACGGAAAUUCUUUGGAGUGAGUUGGCAGAUUUCAAGAAAGACAACAUCACCACCUUAUGCCUUAAACUGGAAACUUCAAAAGGUGUUUCAUCAUCAUCAUCUUGUAUGUCGGCUGUCAGCCAAAUUCAUCUAACUGUAAUAUGUUGCAAUCGAUAUGUUAUUCUUUAUUUAUUGGCCCAGUAUUCACUAAGAACUUUUAUUCACAAAGAAACCUCAAUAGGCCCUCAUGUCUCAUUAAAUCUUAAUUUCGCUUGA
Messenger RNA from Clunio marinus, 384 nucleotides. The record is from the annotation of a GenBank genome assembly. Lineage: Eukaryota; Metazoa; Arthropoda; Insecta; Diptera; Chironomidae.